CGCGUCCACGGAGGCGCCACGGGUUCUCUGCGUCCUUCACACAUACACACACACACCGGGUCUGUCUAGCCGCCAAACAGUUGUUGAAAGUCUAUCAGCUUUUUCAGUUAUUUUGAUUGGGUACAAUUUUCUGUAUUGAAUAUCAGAUUGGAUACCCACAGAGACGGGGUGCUAUCGCGCUGUGAGAAGGCAUCAACGAACUGAAGAGGGGAACCAACGUGCUCUGAAUACAGACACCAACUAUUAAGGUCCUACUGUAGCCUUGCUCACCGCUCCCUUAGGAAAGAACCCACAUCCAAUCGAUCAGAGGACUUGCUGGUUAGGCUAUAUUUGUUUUCUAAUUCAACCAGGAAAACGUUUUCAGUUUUAAGACGUUAUUUUAUAGGGAUAAUUUACCUGUUCUCUUUGGAACCAUCUCCGCUUUAUUCUAGAGGAUAAAUUGGCCACACGCGGUCGGAUUUCUCCAAAGCGCACAGAAAAGAAGCAGUAGCCUUCACACGUUCCCGCAGACGAGAGGUUUCUCUUGCUUUGACAUGCUGUAGUGGUUUUUUUCUGAAAUGGCUUCGCUGUAUCAGAGAUUCGCCGGUAAGAUUAAUACGAAUAAUUCUUUCCCGCACCCACCUGAGGCCAGCCACCUACUAGGCGGACAGGUAGCGGACGAGGAGAACAACACACGGAAGACCCCGCAGCCCGUCGCGGACCGCAGACCCCAUGUUCCCUACGGAAAGAAAAAUGCGAGCGAGGACGAGCAUGACCUGGUGAGCAGUGCCCCUCCACAGAGGAACUGGAAGGGGAUAGUCAUCGCCCUGCUGGUCAUCUGCAUCAUCUUGUCUCUGAUCGUCACAUCCGUCAUCCUGCUCACCCCAAUUGCAGAUGAUAGCCUUGCCCUCAAGAAGAAAGUCACCAUCGAGGACGUCUUUGGAGGAGAUCUUCACGUGCACGACCCCGACGCUACAUGGCUCAGCGACAAUGUACUACUGUAUCGAACACGAGAAGGGGACGUGGUCAAACUCAACAUCGAAACACAGGAGAGGGUCGUUUUGGUGGAGAACAGGAAGUUUGAAAUGUUCAAAGCCACCAAGUACCACAUAUCUCCAGACCUGGAACAUGUGUUGUUGGCCUACAACGUGGCCCCAGUCUACCAGCACUCCUACAUGGCCUUCUACAUCAUCUGUAGUCUCAUCACCCCGGAGACGUGGAGUCUAAAUCCUCCUGAGGUACGGAACGCCCCCCUGCAGUAUGCUGGAUGGGGACCCAAGGGCCAACAGCUGAUCUUUAUCUUUGAGAACAACAUCUACUACAGAGCAACGGUGGAGAGCAGGACCAUUCGCCUGGUGUCCACAGGGAAGGAGGGAGUCAUCUUCAAUGGCCUGAGUGACUGGCUGUAUGAAGAGGAGAUCCUUCAGACCCACAUAGCCCAUUGGUGGUCUCCAGAUGGCCUCAGACUGGCCUACGCCACCAUCAACGACACCCUGGUGCCCAAGAUGGAGGUACCCAUUUUCACUGGCGCCCCGUAUCCAACAGGGCUGGAGUAUCAUUACCCCAAGGCUGGGGAGGAGAACCCUGUAGUACACCUGUCUGUGGUGAGUUUGAAUGGCCCCCUUCACACGGUGGAGAUGAAGAAACCAGACGACCCCAGGAUAGGAAUGGAAUAUUACAUCACAAUGGUGAAGUGGGCCACCAGCACCAAGGUGGCAGUCAACUGGCUGAACAGAGCACAGAACAACUCCAUACUGACACUGUGUGAGGCCACCACAGGAGUCUGCACUAAGAAACAUGAGGAUGAAAGUGAUAGCUGGCUACACAAACAGAACGAAGCACCACUCUUCUCCCAUGAUGGAUACAAGUUCUUCUUUACCAGAGCUAUACCUCAGGGUGGGAGGGGCAAGUUCUUCCAUAUCUCCAUGUCAACAUCCCAGCCCAACACCAGCACAGACACUCUGCAGUCCCUGACAUCAGGCGACUGGGAUGUUACUCAGAUACUGGCCUACAGCCAAGACAGGCAGCUCAUAUACUUUUUGAGCACAGAGGAUGAUCCAAAACGACGACACCUCUACAGUGCGGACACUAAAGGCCCGUUCAACCGCCGCUGUCUGUCGUGUGAGUUCAAGUGUGGCUAUGUGGACGGCUCCUUCAGCCACAACAUGCAGUACUUCCUGCUCAACUGUAAAGGCCCCGAUGUACCCAGUGUUGCCAUCUACAGCACGAAAGACAGACAGAAGGUCCUGGACCUGGAGACGAACCAGAGAGUGAAUAACACAUACCACAACAUGCAGAUGCCCAAAGUGGAGUACGAGACCAUCACCAUAGACGAUUACACUCUGACGAUGCAGAUACUGAAGCCAGCUGGUUUCAUAGACACAGCUCACUACCCCCUCCUGCUACUAGUGGACGGAACUCCAGGCGGACAGAUGGUGACAGAGCAGUUCCGUGUGGACUGGGCCACGGUGUUGGUGAGCAGUUACAGUACCAUUGUGAUCCGCUUUGACGGCCACGGGUCUGGGUUCCAGGGCACCAACCUCCUCCACCGCAUCAGGAGGAAGUUGGGCGUAAUCGAGGAGAGGGACCAGAUGGAGGCCCUCAGACUGAUAUCGAAAGAAAUGUACAUCGACAAAAGUCGAAUUGGAGUAUAUGGAAAGGUUUAUGGAGGAUAUUUAGCCACCAUGCUUUUAAGUUCUGAAGACUCCUUGCUUAAAUGUGGAGCCGCCGUCUCGCCCAUCACAGAUUUCAAGUUAUACGCUUCAGCAUUUUCAGAGAGAUACCUUGGAUCACCAAAGACAGACUCUCGAGUAUACUCGCUGGCAAGUUUAGCACACCGGGCAGCUCACCUCAUGAACAGGAAGUACAUGAUCAUCCAUCCAACUGCUGAUGAGAAAGUCCAUUUCCAGCACUCUGCAAAAUUCAUCAACCAUUUAAUCAACGAGAAGGCAAAUUACUCUCUACAGAUCUACCCAGACGAGGGACACUUCCUGCAUAGCGAUGGCACACGGCAACACCUGAGCCAAUCACUGGUUAACUUCUUUGAGGAGUGUUUCCGACUGCCGGACUUACCGAGCGAGGACAAGAAGGAUGAGGGAGAUGGUUAACCCAGCUGACACGUGGUUAACACUCCAGCACAAUAUGCAACAAAUCUUUCUCAACUCAUUACCCCCACCCCGGCCCAGAUCUGUUUGUGCUGUCUUGCCAACUCUGAUGGUCAGCUGUGACAAUGCUCAUUUAGAGUUGGCAUUGGCAAGACAGAUCUAGGACCAGGCCAACCUACUCCACCCUCUGUAUAAUUUGGGCUCCUCUUUAGAGCAUGUACCAACGUCAUGGACGUUGUUGACAGUGGUAAAAAAAAUAGUCUUAGCAGUGAACAAGUUAUUUGUUCUUUUUUUGGACCAAAUAAUCUGGUCACUGAAGAACCCUCUAGUAACCCCCCUUGUGGACAGCUGAAGAAGUGAACCACUACUCCGACCAGCAUCCAUUGAGGGAUGCAUUUCCUCUCCCACCACACACAAGUAAGUCUAUAGAGGGCUUUACAGCACAAAAUAUCCCCUACGAGCAUCAUCAAUUUCAUUGCGGUGAACAUGGAGGGGACAUAGGAGCUUCCUGUUGUUGGUAUCGUCACUAUAGAUGAGUCAACAUCCACCAGAGUUUGUGUCCAUGAUUCUGAUGUUAAAACAGCAGUACAAAGAACCAUUUGUUUCUCUUAAUUGCUGUUUGUAAUGUUGAAUAUGUCUUUCAGUAAGUACUGUGGCUUUGAGUUAAUGUAUGGUGGUCACAUCGGCCAAUGAUUUCCUUUCCAAAUGAGUGAGGGCACAAUGUUACUUUAACUUUGGGAUCAUUACGAUCAAUUUUUUUCACUCCUGUCAUUUGGAGUGACGCUCUAGUGUUAUGUUAGGGCUCAAUUCAAUCCUUAGCACCGAAGAUCUUUGCUGUAGUUUGAAAUGUAAAGGUAAUUUCUGAAUGCAGGAACAUUGCUUUAAAAUUCCUAUCGCGCUGUAGCGCAGGUUCUUCAGCGCUACUGAUUGAAUCGAGCGCUUAGUCACUGUGCCUUACUACUGGGGGUAAACAUUCAUGUCAAGGACUAUAACACUUUUAUAACAGAUCAGUAACCUUUCAUCUAAGCAAGAUUGGUAAAUUGUACAUGGGACAUAAUUGACUUGAAUCAUUGCUAUCGGACCAGUCCAUAUGGUUGAAAAUGUAAUGUGAAUUUAUAACUCCCAUUAUGUGUACUAUUAUGCUUAUAUAAUAGACACAAACCUGAAAGUUCUGGCUGUUGUUACUACAAAGGUUUUAUAAUUGUUUUUUUUGGCGAAUUAAUGUUUGGUUCUUUGUCAGCUCAUUUAAAAUGAAGUGUUCAAUGGCUUGACCGUCUGUCCCCAUGACCUCACUUCUGUUAGUAUUGUCAGCUGUUUUACAAAAUAACUGUGGGUGACUAGUACAUAAAGCAUUUUCAAAUGUA
Molecule: messenger RNA, 4447 nt
Organism: Coregonus clupeaformis (lake whitefish)
Lineage: Eukaryota; Metazoa; Chordata; Actinopteri; Salmoniformes; Salmonidae
Product: dipeptidyl aminopeptidase-like protein 6
Exons: 26
Coding region: 558-3086 (842 amino acids)
Biological process (GO): proteolysis
Molecular function (GO): serine-type peptidase activity; dipeptidyl-peptidase activity
Source: RefSeq, a predicted model, not a curated record